This is a messenger RNA of Cutaneotrichosporon cavernicola, 480 nucleotides long. RefSeq lists its product as uncharacterized. Gene Ontology annotation, cellular component: membrane. The record is from RefSeq and is a predicted model, not a curated record. NCBI's taxonomy places the organism in Eukaryota, Fungi, Basidiomycota, Tremellomycetes, Trichosporonales, Trichosporonaceae. Bases 1 to 480 code for a protein of 159 amino acids. The transcript has 4 exons.
AUGUCAUUUGCAGGCCUCAAUACUGGUAACAAUCUCAGCCUGUACGCCGUGCCCGCGGCGUUUGGCCUUGCCAUCGCACCACACCUCUAUGCGUUGGGGCUCGUGACUCUCAAGCAUCCGGCUGGGGCCAAGGGGUUCGACUUCAGCUUUCCCGGCAACACGCGCAAGUUGAUCUCCGAGUCACGUCUCUCUCCCACCGACCAGGAGAGGUACCUCCGCGCCGAGGCAGCCAACGACAACGGUUUCGUCGGGCUCGGCUUUUUCGCUGCCGCCGUGGCUGUCGGAAACGCUGCAGGCCUCUCCAACUCGUCACUGAACCGCGCGGCGGGCGUCUACCUCGCCUCGCGCCUGGCUUACAACUUGCUCUACAUCCUUGGGACGAACAAUGCCGCAGGCAUCGCGCGCACCGUCGCAUGGAUGGUCGGCAGUUUCAGCUGCGUCGGCCUCUUCUGUGAGGCAGGAGACAAGCUCUCAAAGUAA